UUCUUGGCGCGCUGGCUGGGAAAGUGCGUGGUCGACCGACUUUCGCCUCGCCUUUCGCGCGUUGGAGCUUCAGCGCCAGAACCAGGCGAGCGGCAGGCACAGAAACCAAGAUGAGGAAGGCGGGAGGAGGACAUCCCUCGAAGUUUGCACGAAAGGCUUCUCUCAGUCUUUGGACAUGCUGGACGUUGGCAUUGAGGUGGGAGAGGGGGCGUGUGUUGUGUAGUGUCCUUGCGUGUCGUCUUUGGUUUUUCUCUUUGGGAAUCACUGCGUCGGAGAUGGGGGAGUGGUCUGCUGGUGUCGCUGUAGGACUGUGUAGACGUGUGCUUUCUCUUGCACCUGGCUGGCACAACUCGGGUGAGACGUUUGUGCUUUCUUUCUCUCAUUCUCUUCUCCGUUCACCAGUCCUCCCCUCGUUUCCUUCUCGAGCACCCUUGCCAUCGACAAGCAGGCCAGCGUAUCGAUCGACGUCAUAGCGUCCGACCCAACGCAGCCCAGCCCAGGCAGCUCCCCUUGUCAAGCAGCCAAGUCUUUCCACGCCCCUCUGCUCUUCUUUCCAGACCAUUUUCCCACAGUCGCACACGACCACAAAACACCAUCAGCCUGCACGCUGCACAGAGCUGCGACUCAUACAGAGCGACUCACACAGGGCAGAACCAGUACAACACACAAACACACAGACACACAGACACACACACACACACACACACAGAGCAGCCAACCAACCAUGAACACAACGGUUAUGGCCAACACGACCAUGUUCCCGACCUUCAACGGGACCAAUGUCACCACCAGUGCAACAACAAACAUGACGAGCACCAGCGUGUUGACCUCCUCCCCGACCUCGACAUGGACGACGGGCCCCUUCACCACGCAGACGCCGGCGCCAACGCCGAUUCCAGGCAGCCUGGACACCCCGUGGUACUUCAGCGACGUGCUGGACCUGCCUGCCCUCAUCUUGUACGGCAUCGUCGGCGCUAACCUCGUGCUCAGCUUCACGGCGUGGUUCGUCCUGAAGUGCUGCUUGCAUCGCCCGCGCUCGGCGCGUCGCGUGCGCUUCGUUGCGCCCAUUGUGCAUUUCCUCGUCUUCUUCCUGUUUGAGUUUGUGGUUCUCUGUGCUCGACUUCACGCCUGGACAACCAACGAUAACGAGUACACGCCGUCGUGGACGGCGGAGGGCGAGAUGGUGUUCCCCGGUCCGGCGUUUAGCUCAAGCCUCAGUCCCGAUUUCCUGCGCGAGGUUGGCUGCGGCGACUUCAUCUUGACCAAUGGCACAACGAGCACACUGGAGCCGGUUGGCCCCAGCGAGUGCAGCUUGGGCAUCCGGAUCGGAGCAAAGCUGUCGCCAGGCACGGUGGCCACCAUCAGCCUGGUCCUCGGCUUGAUGGGGUUCGUCCUGCUGGAGAUGUUUGUGCUCCUGCUGGAGAUGGAACUGGAGCGCCUCAAGCUGAAAACCUUGCUGUCGCCAGGCACGGUGGCCACCAUCAGCCUGGUCCUCGGCUUGAUGGGGUUCGUCCUGCUGGAGAUGUUUGUGCUCCUGCUGGAGAUGGAACUGGAGCGCCUCAAGCUGAAAACCUUGGUGAUGUUGCCCUCGCUCAAGGCCGCGCUGAAACGGGACAUUUCCGUCGAUGACUUCAACAACUCCCGGGAUGAGGACUUUGAGGAGGAGGAGCAGGAGGGCUGGUGCAACUGGUUGAAAGGCUUUAUGGUCAAGCUGCUGUACAGCGUGGUGUUCCUCGUCAUCGCCAGCCAGCAGGCCCUGGUCCUGUUUCCGCUCACCAACGCCGACUUCAACGACUACUGCAUCAACCUGGGCAAACCACCAGGCAUCUCUGUUCGCGACCUCGUCUGCUACCACAAGUACAGCCUCUCCGGUAUCCCCAUUGGCCUACCCAUGCUCCUUGGCGGGCGUCUUCUGUUGAAACUGGCCAACUCCUGUGACGAAGACGAGACCGACAUCGAAAGCGUCGACGGCGUCAUCAACCUGGUCCGCCUCGCCAUGUACAUCGCUGGCGCCAUCCUGGUCGUGAUUGGUGGUAUUCUGUUUGGGGUUUGGCUCAUUGGCGGCUUCAUCAUCGGCCCUUGGGUCCACUACACGUCCUGGGCCCAGAACCGCCUCCUGUUGCUUGCGGAGGCCCUCGCACCAGCACUCUUCACCCUCAUCACUUUUGUCCCAGAAUGCUUGUCAGACUGAUAGUCUGUGUGUGUGUGU
This is a messenger RNA of Salpingoeca rosetta, 2209 nucleotides long. RefSeq lists its product as uncharacterized. The coding region runs from base 725 to 2191 and encodes 488 amino acids. Lineage: Eukaryota; Choanoflagellata; Craspedida; Salpingoecidae. The transcript is spliced from 2 exons. The record is from RefSeq and is a predicted model, not a curated record.